AUGUGUACGAAUGGUAAAAAGAAAGAUGACAGAAAGCAGUUUACGUGUGAAAUAUGUGAGUAUGACACUGGGAAGAAAUACAAUCUAGAAAGACAUAUAAAGGUUCAUGUUGAUACAGACGAAAGUGCAAGUAAAACUACAUUGAUGUGCGAUGUAUGCGGAAUGCAGUUCUUGUCUAAAUUUGGAAUGGCCUUGCACACAAAAAAUGAGCAUUUAAAACAAUUCAAAUAUGAAUGCCAGAUUUGCAAGAAAGGAUUUAACCAGUUGCUUCCAUAUAAGGGACACGUAUCAUCGCAUGUUAAACACACCAAACAGAAAUGUGAGAAAUGUAACCUGACUUUUAAACAUAAAAGCAGUUUAGAUCGCCACAAAAAGACUAUACAUGAUGACGUCAAAUAUGAUUGCGCUGAAUGUGAGCAACACCACUAA
Molecule: messenger RNA, 429 nt
Organism: Ruditapes philippinarum (Manila clam)
Lineage: Eukaryota; Metazoa; Mollusca; Bivalvia; Venerida; Veneridae
Product: zinc finger protein 227-like
Exons: 1
Coding region: 1-429 (142 amino acids)
Biological process (GO): regulation of transcription by RNA polymerase II
Cellular component (GO): chromosome
Molecular function (GO): chromatin insulator sequence binding
Source: RefSeq, a predicted model, not a curated record